Messenger RNA from Oppiella nova, 2289 nucleotides. NCBI's taxonomy places the organism in Eukaryota, Metazoa, Arthropoda, Arachnida, Sarcoptiformes, Oppiidae. The record is from the annotation of a GenBank genome assembly.
AUAGUGUUUGUGUUCCCAAUCAGUGGCUGACUCUUGAAAUUCAGUUUUAUUUGUAUUCUGAACCUGUUCUGGAAAAUGAUGUCUCGGAUCGGAGUUGCCGUUUGUUCUCUCAAUCAGUUAUCACUUGAUUUUGACGGAAAUUCAAAGAGAAUUAUCCAAAGUAUCAAAGAGGCCAUCGAUUUGGGCGCUUCCAUACGAGUGGGACCUGAGCUCGAAAUCACUGGUUAUGGCUGUGAGGAUGCCUUCUAUGAAAUGGACACCACUUAUCACUCGUGGCAAGUAUUGGCACAAAUCAUUGAACAGGACUUUAAGGAUAUUCUCAUAGAUAUUGGAAUGCCAGUUCUGAAGGACUCCGCUCUCUAUAACUGUCGUAUUCUUCUGCUUAACUCCCAAAUUGUUUUAAUUCGUCCGAAAACAAGAUUAGCAUUGAAUGGCAACUACAGGGAAAGUCGAUGGUUUACAGCUUGGGAUGACGGCUCCCAGGGCUUAAUGGCCUGGUAUUCAUUACCGCCGCUGAUUACUGCAGUCAACGGCCAAACAAGAGCUCCGUUCGGAGAUAAAGCAGUCUUAGAGUUAACACUAGACUCGACCCACUCUAUGGUCAGCGCCUCUACAUUCAGAAUAGGGUUUGAAAUCUGCGAAGAGUUAUGGCAUUCAGACGCACAACAUAUAAGCCUUUACGGCAAAAGGGGCUGUCAUUUGAUACUAAACAGUUCAGCCUCUUAUUGGGAGAUCCGUAAACUUUGUCGAGUUUUGGAUCUAAUGAAGAGCGCAACCUUCAAGUCGGGCGGAGUCUAUGCCUUCGCCAACCAAAUUGGUUGUGACGGCGGCGGACGCCUCUGUUUCUAUGGCCGGAGUGUUGUCGUCAUGAAUGGAGACCUCCUGACUAUGACUAGUGAUAGGGAAACGAUGUUUAAUGAGAUCCAGACUGCGAUCGCAUAUAUCGAUCCCAACGAUGUCACGCAAUACAGGCUCCAGAAUAACAUCAAAACUCAAACCCACAAAAUAAUGGGAAAUAAUUUGAUUUUUGACGCUUCAAAAGGAAAUAAUUAUAAUAGUCUUGACUUAAAUAUACAGCAAAUCAUUACCAUUAAUAUAAAUGGAUUUAAUAUAUUGAGGACAUCAAACACUGUGCAAAAACCCAUUUCUAUGAAUCACUUGAAUCUGAGGCCCGAGCAAGAAAUAAUGGUCUACUGUUCCCUAUGGCUCUGGGAUUACUUGAGGCGUUGCAUCAAACGAGGUCUCGAGGGCUUUAUUGUGCCCCUCAGUGGGGGCUUAGACUCGAGUUCUGUUGUAUGUCUUGUCUAUUCUCUCUGUACUUUACUUCACCAACAAAUCACUCUUAAAAACACACAAAUUAUAGAUUAUUUGAAGAUUGUAUUCAAAGAUCCCGAUGUAAUCGAUAAAAUUCAUUCACCGAAAGAUAUUUGCAAUAAACUCCUGAAAUGCGUUUAUUUGUCCACAAGAUAUUCGGGUCAAGACAGCUAUGAUAGGGCCAAGAGUUUAGCCCAGAGUGUGAACUGUCGCUUCUUCGCUCACAAUUUUGAUGAUAUCUUCAAAUUAAUUGGGAGUUCGGUUCCGACGGAGACUUCAGUUGACGAGAAUGUAGUGACUCUGCAGAAGCAGAAUCUUCAGGCGAGACUCAGAAUGGUUUUGACUUACUAUAUGAGUGAAGGCAAACGACUCGUGUUGGCCACCGGUAAUGUAGACGAGGCUCUGGUCGGGUAUCUCACCAAAUAUGACUGCUCUUCGGCCGACCUCAACCCCAUCGGUUCCAUCAGCAAAAAUGAUUUGAAAAAUUUUAUGCGUUUUUGCAAAGACUUUAUUCCCGACACUAAUAAUGCCAUCAAUAGAAUAGUGGACGCGAUUCCCAGCGCAGAGCUCACCGGCGAAGACCAGAAGGAUGAGGAUGACUUGGGUCUCACUUACGAUGAAUUGAGUGUUUUCGGGAAACUAAGGAGAGGCCAAUUCGGUGCUUACGGUCCAUACGGCAUGUUCUGUAAACUAUGGGAGGAGAGGCAUUGCCAUCACAUCAGUUCCGUCAUCAAAGACUUGAGUCAAACCACAUCUCCGGAAGUGAUCGCAGCAAAAGUCAAACGAUUUUUCACAUUAUAUGCAAAUAAUCGACACAAACAAACAGUAUUAACGCCAGCAUUACAUUCGGAGACCUAUUCUCCGGAUGACAAUCGCUUCGAUCAAAGACAGUUCCUCUUUGAUCCCGAAUGGAAGUUCCAAUUCAGACAAAUCGAUAUUAGAGUUCAACAAAUCAAUCAAAACAAAUUGGACUGA